Molecule: messenger RNA, 1164 nt
Organism: Hylaeus anthracinus
Lineage: Eukaryota; Metazoa; Arthropoda; Insecta; Hymenoptera; Colletidae
Gene: Nelf-E
Product: negative elongation factor E
Exons: 3
Coding region: 141-968 (275 amino acids)
Biological process (GO): negative regulation of transcription elongation by RNA polymerase II
Cellular component (GO): NELF complex
Molecular function (GO): RNA binding
Source: RefSeq, a predicted model, not a curated record
AACGACGUAUAACCUCUAAAAUUGAGCGAAACCAAGUGAAACUCUGACACUGGAACCAAGUAAAACAUAAACAACGGUUCCGAAUGUUACCGUAAACAAAUUCGUGAAGGAAACAGGACAUUCGCAUCUGGUUUAAUUACAUGCAAAACAUGGUGUACUUACACUUUCCAUCGAACUUAACGGAAGAAGAAUUGAUGCUACAGGCGAAGUACAAUAAACUUAAAAGAAAGAAAAAGGCAUUGCAAGACUUAAAAUCACCGAAACAAGAAGCUGAACGUGUGCCACAAGCACCUAAGCGACCGACAGAAGCCAGAGAUGCUAGAGAAGUUGCUAAAAAGCUAAUAAAGUCUGGAGUGAUCACUGCUCCGAAAACACCCAAAAGACCCGAGCAAUCGUUCAAAAGGCCACGCGGAUUGGUGAGAAAGUUAAACAGUACAGAGAAAACGAUAAGCUCCUAUCAACCGUUUUCGGCUACCCAAAUGGAAGAAGAUGAAACGGAAACGGCGCGUCCUAGAGUCAAGGAUUUGUACGACAGUUUCGUGAGCGCUCAAGAUACAGAGGAUCGCGCCAAUGGCGAUACUCAGUCACCGGUGAAACAAGAAGUUAAGCCACGUGCUGGGAAUACGAUAUUUGUAUGCGGAUACAAAAUAUCAGAGGAUUUCUUGAAGAAGCAUUUCCAAUCGUUUGGAAAUAUUAUAAAUAUUUCAAUGGAAGCAGAGAAGAAUCGAGGAUUCGUGACAUUUGACAAGUCGGAAGCAGCCGAAAGAGCGAUAAGCGAAAUGGAUGGCACUAUGGUAUCUUCGAUACAGUUAAAAGUAUCGUUAGCACGAAGGCAGCCUAUAAUAGAACCUAUGAACGACGUCACGUCUAGCUCUAUGUGGUCACCGAUCGCGGCGAAUUAUUCUCAGAAAAGUGCGCACAAAGAUAGGAGAGAACUGAAAGUGUACGAGGAAGAUCUUUUUAUAUAAAUACGAUAUCUUAAGUUUGCCUACCUUCUAGAGUAUGUUGUUGUUAUGCAGUUACGAUAUUGAAAUUUUUAAUUCUGAAUAAAAGUGUACAGAAUCUUUAAUGUUUUUAAGGUAUUAAAAAAUAUCUUUUUCAAUGUAUACUCCUUAAUGUUUGCGGUACCGCGUUAGUAUUAAUAAAUUUAUAUCUAGUCAAGGA